UACGUAAUUUACGAAUUGGAAGAUUAUUGCAAGCGAGCGAAACCAGAGGAGAGGGCCAUUUUUCAUCGAUAUGUUGACAGUUGUAAAUCGAUAUAUAUAGGCUCAAUAUGCGCCUUCACCGUUACCGGCUUGUUGCUCAUCAUCAGUCCUGUAGUAGAACCCCAUCCUUUUCCCAUCGACAUAGAAUAUCCAUUUUCCGUGGACUAUCAACCUUUAAAAAUUAUAAUUUAUCUACAUCACAUAUUACUCAUAUAUCAAAGUUACACGCAGGUAUGCGCAAAUAUUUUUAUCGCACUUCUGUUGUGGUUCGUGUCAGCGAGAUGUGAUAUCUUAUCAAGUAGAUUCCGAGCCGUCACGAAAUUUACCGAGUUGCGUGCAUGUAUAGAAGAACAUCAAGAGUUACUAUGGUAUGGAAGAAAGGUUACCCUUUCUAUUCGAUAUGUAAUGUUAGCGUCGUUAGCCAUCAGUACGAUAGUUAUUAUUUUUACUGGUUGCACUUUUCUUAGCCGACAACCAAUGUCAGUAAAAUCUACGUUCUUAAUCUUCUUUAUUUCAUCUCUCGCAAAAGUAUAUUUGUGUGCGUGGCCAGCUGACCAUCUGCUAAGUGCAAGCUCUAAUGUUGCACACGCAGCGUAUGAUUCGAUGUGGUAUAACGGGAAAGUUGAUUUUCAAAAGAACUUUUUACACACUUUAUUGCGUGCCCAACAACCUAUAGCUGUAAAUGUACCUUGCAUGUUACCGACUGUUUCGUUAAAUUAUUAUGCCUCAUACGUCUCAACUGCCUUCUCCUAUCUGGCUACUUUUCGAAUUAUACUUGACGAAAGCGAUGAGGACUAAAAUUGACUGGUGCAGUAUUAUGGUGAUGAUACAU
Messenger RNA from Temnothorax curvispinosus, 871 nucleotides. Its product is annotated as odorant receptor 49b-like. Gene Ontology annotation, biological process: detection of chemical stimulus involved in sensory perception of smell; sensory perception of smell. Gene Ontology annotation, molecular function: odorant binding; olfactory receptor activity. Lineage: Eukaryota; Metazoa; Arthropoda; Insecta; Hymenoptera; Formicidae. The record is from RefSeq and is a predicted model, not a curated record. Gene Ontology annotation, cellular component: plasma membrane. The annotation marks the transcript as partial. The transcript is spliced from 5 exons.